GGUAUUGCUAAUUAUAGCACAGAAGCAGGGCCUGUAGGAAGAUGCGUUCUUAUUUAUUUAAUAAUUUAUUAAUAGCUUCAGUGGUAAAAUAUUAUUAAUAAAUUAAUUUGAGUUAUGUUGCUGAUCGUCAGUUUGUUUCUCCUGCUGCGGACGUCAACAGCUGUUUUCUUCCAUGAGAAGUCUUCCAUCGUGCUAGCCCCUGCUGGAGAGAGUAAUGACAUCAGCUUUGGAUACAGCUUGGGAUACCAGGGUGGGGAGAAUGCAAGUCUUGUGAUCGGCGCGCCUCUCUACGACGAGACGGGACGCGUGUACCAGCGCUCUGUACAGGAUAUCUUGCGAGGAGGAACUACUUGUGAUCCACUCGAUAUCGACUUAGCAGCUUUAAAUAUCACAUAUGACCGAACUCUCAGCCCAGAUCAACAGUUUUACUUAGGGGCUUCCAUAGCUGCAACUGAAAAUUUUUUUGUGACCUGUGCCCCACUGCGGACCGCAUACGGCGCAUAUUUCGACCGUGAAGGGCACAAGACGAAAGACGUCUUCGGCGCAUAUGGAGCCUGUUUCACGUACGAUAGAAGUCGACAUGCACAUGCGUGCCAAGGAUAUGGGCUCGAGCAGACGUUACAGAAUAAAAUAUCUAUGGGAGUUUAUGAAUAUGGCAGUUCUGGCUGGAGUGUCAUGACGGAUCAAGCCAAGGACACGAUGGUUAUAUCCAAGUCUUUCAACACCCCUGACCUGUUUUACAGCACUUUGGAUCCAGGUCACAAAUACCGAACGUUGUCAUCAAACUCCUCAUUGGCUCUUGAGAAGGAUAAAUUUACAAGUUUCGGGAAAGCGAUGGCAUUUGGAAAUUAUUUCGACACAGAAGCAAACAAGACAUUCUACGCUUUCAGUUUGAGAUACAUGUCUGGAAAAGGAGCGAUUGCUUUCUACCAUAGUGACGGCACGUGGAAGCCGUUAAAAAGCCCUGAUUCCCCCGGUCGUCACAAACUCAUCAAGCCAUACAGGAUCGAGGACAAACAUGUCGGCAGCAUGUUCGGGUUUUCACUGGCCAGCGCUGACGUCACUGGUGACGGCGCAGCGGAACUGUUCGUCGGUGCGCCCGCGCAGGUCUCCGAUGGGCGCAGUGCUGACAGAGGCGCUGUGCAUGUUUAUUCUAAAGCAAAGUCGGAUAAGCAAGAAAUGGAGUUGAAGCUGGUUAUUUGGGGAGUUAAGGACAAUGCUCGAUUCGGAACCACGUUGGCCACAAACGAUGUGGAUGGAGACUCAUAUCCUGAAAUAUUUGUCAGCGCUCCAUUCGAAAUGUCAGGUGUUGGAGCGUUAUACAUCAUGUGCGGACACGAAGUAAAACAUGUUAAAGAAACAAAAAUUCUAGUCUCUGAACUGAAAAGGACGCAAGUAAUAAAAGAAGAAACUCACAAAAUCUUUGGAUUCAGUCUUCAACCAGUGAGCGACUUUAAUGAUAAUGGUAGUGAUGAACUAGGCGUGGGAGCUCCGGGAAAUUCUAGAGUAUCAUUGUUUUCGGGAAUCCGAGCCAUCACGGUCAAUGUCACUUCGAAAAUUUCUGAUUCAGUGUUGGAUCCCGUUUCCGGGUUUUCUACUCUCAUUUUCUCCUCUUGCGUUACUGUUGAUUUGCCGGAGAAACCGAAAAUUAUCACUACGAAAUUGAUAGUAAAAAAUGUGCUAAGCGGGAACGGGGCAUUCAAUGACAGCGAAGACGCCAUCUAUGAAAUUGAUUUAGCGUCGAAUGAACAUAGUCUUGAAGUCGGUAGCCGCAAGGAGUAUUGUAGGAAUAUCACUAUUGUUGAUGCGUCUUUCUGUAUCGUGAACACAACAGUAUCAACAAUGGAACGUAUUGAAGAUCAUAAAGAAUUUAAUGAAACUUGGGUCACACUGAGCACUCUAAGCGAGUUGACAAGGUCAAAUCGUUUCGAGUGCGUUUGUCCAAAGCCAGGUUGCGCGCCUGUGCUCAACGCAGAAUUGCGAUGGUCUGGGAGCAAUUAUAACACCGGAGUACCCGACUACCUCAUCGGUUCCUCAAAAUUCGAGACCGUGGAAGUAUCAAUCCACAACACAGGAACUAAAGGCUGCAAAAGUUGUGCUCUAAUACGCGUGCGCGACCUGGAUCAUCAGUUGCAGUGUCAGCGCGAGCGCGACGGACAAUACUUGUGCCCUCUGGAGAGCUUCGUGGGAAAUACUACCAAAACUAUCGAGAUACAGCUAGUCAUGGACACACUAAGCAACCAGGAAAGCAAUUUCACCGUGGACGUGGAGGUCCGACAGGACUGCGAGGAGCCGGGUUCUGUCACGUCUCUAACAGUUCCGUACGAUUUUACUGAAGUGUUCCACCAUGUCAUCAUUAAUGGAACUUCUUUGGACCGUGAAAUAGCAGACACGGAAAUUCAGGAUGAGAGUGAAGAAAUAAUCUUCCACGAACAAACUUACACAAUUUUUAACAACCAGUCAUUUAUGUGGAAAAAUACAUUGGUGAAUCUCACUGCGAAAAACAAGCCAUAUAUUCAGAACUUCAGGGUUGCUAUAAAGCAAACUGAAAAGUAUGCUGAAUAUAACGGCGCAGAGGACUUUUUGUGGGGAUGCGUUCUUAAUUUAGCUCCAUACUCCAUAACAAAGAUUUCCAUUUCUACUAAUAUUCUGAAAAAGGAACUUGCUCGAUAUCUUCAAACGGGAAACAUUACUAUACCAUCUGAACUAGUCUUGGAACUGCUCCCAGAUAAGACUAAGAACAAAAUGUUAACAUCAGUGCUGACGUUCAAAACAGAGAUGACAUUCUGGCAUAACAAGCCUCUCAUCAUCAUGAUCUCCCUUCUUGCGGCGCUUCUGGCCCUCAUUAUCAUCACCGUCAUAUUAUACAAGCUGAAUUUCUUCAGAAGAAAAAACAAAGAAAAGCAAGAAAUAAGAAGGCGGAGCAUACGUCGAGAAAGCAGUCGACGUCAUGCACCACCGGCUGAUGACGAGACUCAAGCUCAAACCACUGAUACGGUGGACUUAUCCGUAGUGAAAGAAGAACCUUGUGAACCUACACACCCUACUAACAGAAGACAAGACAGGACAAGUUGCGAAUCUAACCUCAACUCAGCGCCGACCGACAAUGCGACAUCGGGUGCGCUUGCGCAGUAAAUAAAUAAUAUGUAACUAACGUAUGUAGUUCUAGAUUAAUACAAAGUACAAAAGAAGUUUAGUAUUCUAAUGUAGUUUGUUAUAAUUUACCUGACGUAUUAUAAUGUAGGUACAUACUUUAUUACCACAACAAUCAUCAUCAUCAUUCACUUGCC
This is a messenger RNA of Leguminivora glycinivorella, 3290 nucleotides long. RefSeq names its product integrin alpha-4-like. The transcript is spliced from 26 exons. NCBI's taxonomy places the organism in Eukaryota, Metazoa, Arthropoda, Insecta, Lepidoptera, Tortricidae. Gene Ontology annotation, cellular component: integrin complex; external side of plasma membrane. Gene Ontology annotation, molecular function: integrin binding. Gene Ontology annotation, biological process: cell adhesion mediated by integrin; cell-matrix adhesion; cell-cell adhesion. Bases 115 to 3135 code for a protein of 1006 amino acids. The record is from RefSeq and is a predicted model, not a curated record.